AGAGUCGAGCUGGACGUUGGCAGAUCUGGUGACACGGAAGGCUCUCAGCCGAUGGACACCAAGAACGGUCCUGCAGCUGUCAUUCGUAACAUUGCAUGUGUGUUUCGAGGACUUCCCUACGAAGGGCGCCGGCUUGUCAUCGCCGACAGCUACUACACGUCGAUCCCGCUGGCACAACAGCUCCGGACCAUGGGGUUCAACUACGUGGGAACAAUUCAAACCGUCCGGAAAGGUUGGUGUGAAGCUCUAAACUACCCCAAAAAGAAGCGCCAGGCAAGGAAUCCUCGUGGCUCGUUCAAGAUGGCAGUGGCGAAGUCGAACCCAGGGCUCGUAGCGACAAUGUGGGUCGACAACACGAUCGUGUACUUCCUAUCGUCACAAGUAGUGGCAGAAUCAACAACGGUUCGGCGGGGAGAACGA
Phytophthora sojae is the source of this 420-nucleotide messenger RNA. RefSeq lists its product as hypothetical. The transcript has a single exon. Lineage: Eukaryota; Oomycota; Peronosporomycetes; Peronosporales; Peronosporaceae. The annotation marks the transcript as partial. The record is from RefSeq and is a predicted model, not a curated record.